AUGAUGCCUCAACCGGAAAAUCUGAUUCGCCAGUACUAUGUUUCUUUCCUCAGGGGUCUCUUUCCAGACAACAUUGUCAAAGCUGCCAUAUUUACGGAAUCAACGUCCAUUGUGCCUCUGCCAAACAACACCGGUUAUACGACGCAAACCAGCUCGCAGACGAUGGACAACUACGUCGGGUUACUGACGUUCUGCACACUCCUGGGCGCAAUCUUGGCGGGUGACGAGCAGAACAUCGUCCUCAGCUUCUUCGUCGGCCUGAGCAACGUGAUGAUGCUGCUAGCGCACUUGAUCCUUAUCUACGCACCCAUUGGCGUCUUCUUCCUCACCGCGUCAUUUAUAGUGGAGAGCGAAGACCUGCAGGUGCUCAUGUCUUCUAUGGGAAUGUAUGCGUUCGCGGUCCUGCUAGCCAUGGCUAUCCACGGGCUCCUCUUCCUGCCCCUGAUCUACAUCAGCGUGACCAGGCGCAGCUUUAGGGAGUUGCUGUCCAACGUGGCGCUUCCGCUAGUGAUGGCCUUCAGCACGGCCUCUAGCAUGUCCACGGCGCCGGCCACCAUUGCCGUGCUCGAGGAGCGCCGGCGGCUCGAUCCCAGACUCGUGCGGCUCCUAGUACCGGCGGCGUCGGUGAUCAAUAUGGAUGGCACGAGCAUCUACAUAACGGUCAGCACGAUCUUCUUCGCCCAGGUCCAUACCACCGCGCUCUACGUCUACGACUACUUCCUUAUCGGGUACGUUGUUCUCGCAUAA
Ixodes scapularis (black-legged tick) is the source of this 747-nucleotide messenger RNA. Its product is annotated as neutral amino acid transporter A-like. Gene Ontology annotation, cellular component: plasma membrane. The transcript is spliced from 4 exons. The record is from RefSeq and is a predicted model, not a curated record. NCBI's taxonomy places the organism in Eukaryota, Metazoa, Arthropoda, Arachnida, Ixodida, Ixodidae. Gene Ontology annotation, molecular function: glutamate:sodium symporter activity; neutral L-amino acid transmembrane transporter activity; L-glutamate transmembrane transporter activity. Gene Ontology annotation, biological process: L-glutamate transmembrane transport. The coding region runs from base 1 to 747 and encodes 248 amino acids.